Messenger RNA from Schistocerca serialis cubense, 2295 nucleotides. RefSeq lists its product as uncharacterized. The transcript has 10 exons. Gene Ontology annotation, cellular component: membrane. Gene Ontology annotation, biological process: G protein-coupled receptor signaling pathway. Gene Ontology annotation, molecular function: adenylate cyclase inhibiting G protein-coupled glutamate receptor activity. The record is from RefSeq and is a predicted model, not a curated record. Bases 43 to 2295 code for a protein of 750 amino acids. NCBI's taxonomy places the organism in Eukaryota, Metazoa, Arthropoda, Insecta, Orthoptera, Acrididae.
GGCUGUGAUCGGAGGACUCUUUGCCACGCAGGUGCGGCAGUGAUGGGGCGGCUGGUGGUGGUGGUGGUGGCUGUGUUGGUGGUGUGCGGCGGAGGGUUGGCUGCAGCCUCUGGCGGGUGCGAGACGUCGCAGGCCCUGCUGACGCUGCCGGGCCGUGCCUAUGUCGCAGGAAUCUUCGACAUACACGAAGGCGAGAACUGCUCUGUAGAGAUUUCUUCCGGCAGACAGAAGAUGGCAGCAGCUGCCUGGGUCGUCAGCGCCCUCAACUGGCAGUUAACAGAACCCGACGUGCAGCUCGGUUUACGAGUCUAUGACGCUUGUAGUUCAGAGCUCAGCUCCCAGAUGGCAUUCAUGGCUGCAGCAGUGGACGCCGACUGUAAGGAGACAUACUCUUUGGGCGUGGUGACGUCGUCGGCGGUGUGGUCGCGGCUGGGGGAGCUGCGGUCUGCGCUGCCGGUGUCGCUGUCUGCGCGCCCGGCAGACGUGGAGGGCCGCGCGCUGCCGCUGCUGCUGGAGACGGCGGCCGGCCUGCUGCGCGCCGCGGGCUCCAGGGGCGCCGCCUGCCUGCUCGCCUCCAGCCGCCACCUGCUCACAGACUUCCAGCGCCGCGCCGCGCGCCAGGGGCUCUGUCUGCCGGGACCCGACUCCACGCUGCUGCUCACCGAUCUGCCCACGGGCUGGUCGCCGCCGACGGACGGGACGUGCGUGGUGCUGGGCCCGUGGGCGCAGGUGUCGGCGGCGGUGUCGGCGCUGGGCAACGGCUCGGCCCCCGGCUGGCUGCUGGUGGCCACGGACGGCAUGCCGGAGGGCGCGGCGGCGCUGCAGGCCGUGCCGGAGGGCGCGCUGCUCGUGGAGCCGCGGCUCAGCCUCAGCCUGUCGGCGCCGGUCGCUGCCGCCGUCGCCAGCGCCGCCGCGCGCUACCACGCCGCCCUGCGCGACCGCUGCGGCUUCGCCCCUGAGGACUACGUCCAGUGCCUCGCCCUCUUACCGCCUAUACAGGAGCUGGAGGCGACGUCCGGGGAGGACGGGGGCGCGACGCUGCGCGGCCUCCUGGAGGCGGCGGGGGCGGCGUGGCUGAGCCCGGCCGCCAGCCGGGUGACGUCAGACGAGGAGGCGGGCCGUCGACUAGCGCCUGUGGCCGCCUACAGCAGCGUCGACGGCGAGGGCGACGUGCAGCUGGUGCUCACCGCGGACGUCUCGCUGCCCCCGGAAGGUAACGAGACGUGCUACACAUUCGACGAGGAGGCGGCGGCACCCGCCGAGCCGGCGGAGGCAGCGUGGCCGCGGUGGGAGGUGGAGUUCCGGCACGAGCCGUGGGCGGCGGCGGUGGCGGCGGUGGUGUCGCUGGGGCUGGCGGUGUGCGUGGCGGUGGGCGCGCACCUGGCGUGGCGCGUCGCGGCCGGCGACGUGCUGGAGGGCCGGCCGGCGCUCACGCUGCUGCUGCUGCUGGCCACGGCCGCCGCGCUCGCCACGGCCGCCGCCUUCCUGGUACGCGCGCGCGACCCGCCGCUGCAGGCGCUGCUGUGCGCCGCCAGGGCCUCCGCCGCCGCCCUCUCCUACGCGCUGCUCUUCUCCCUCAUGCUGGCGCGAGCACUCAUGCUCGCCGCCUGCGACGCUGACGGCGCCGUCGCCAGCAGUUUCCUCAGCCACGUCAACGGCUACCUCCAGAGCUCGCUGUGCUUCCUGAUGGCGCUGACGCCGUCGACGCUGGUGCUGCAGUUCUGGCUGGAGUGGCCGUCGGGCGCGGGGCAGCGCGAGGCGUGCCGCGGCGGCGGCGUGGCGCUGUCUCUGCAGCUGGGCUGCGACGCGCUGCUGCUGCUGCUGCUGGUGUCGGUGUCUCCGCUGGCGGCGCGCUCUCGCCGCAACUACCGCGAGGGCGCCUGCUUCCUGGCGGCCGCGCUGCUCAGCGCCGCCGUCUGGGCCGGCUGGCUGGCCGCCUUCCUGCUGGCCGGCGACGCCUGGCGCGACGCCGCGCUCGCCUCGGGGCUCGCCGCCACCGCCUGCUGCGUCGUCGUCGCCGUCUUCGUGCCGCGCACCUACCUCAUGCUGUCGUCGGCGGUGCGCUCGCACCUGGCCAGCGCGCUGCCCGGCUCGCUCGCCGCCUCCGCCUGCGCCCUCAACUCGGCGGCGGCGCUGGGCGGCGUCGCGGGCUCCCAGCAGGGGCUGUACGCCUCCGUCAACGCCGACCUGGCGGGCCCCGGAGCCGGCGCCGCCGCCGGCAACUUCUACACGCCCGACGCCGGGCUGCCGUUCGGCAGGUCGCCGCGCGUCCACAGCAAGCUGUCGCACUUCUGA